CCCUGUUGUCUCUUCAGCCCCCCCCCCGCGGUGGCUGGGUGGCGUCAUGGCGUCGCGGCUGCUCGACCGUCUGAAGCGCUCGUUGUUUAAAGAUGGUCAGGGGGCGGGACCCGAGCAGGAAGCGGGAGGCGUGCGGGAAGAGGAGGAGUUCAAAGAGGACAGCUGGGAGGCGGAGCUGGAGGAGGAGGACGAGUGCGUGACCGAGCGACUCGGCGGGACGCUGUGCUUCGACAGCGGAGGAGGAGGCGGAGCAGCGGAGGACGGCGGCGAUGGCGGCGAGGGGUCGGGGCUGGACAGUGACUCCGACUUCCUGGGAGAGUCGAUGGAGGAGGGGCUCAGCAGCACCGACACCAGUCCUGUGGGCGUCUCUCCCGUAGCUCCCUCCCCCUCGUCCCUGCUGACCCGGCAGCUCCAGGAGAGCUGGAGGAGCCUGCGUGGACUCGGCGGAGGAAGCCCCACCCCCGCUGGGCGCCGGCUGACGGACAGCUUGUUGUUCGAGGUGACCGACGCCGGCGUGGUGCAGGAUGGCUCCUCCAAAUACGUGCUCUACACCAUCCACGUGAUCCAGUCCGGUGGCAGCGAUAAGACUCCGGCCAUCAUCACCCGCCGAUACUCCGACUUCCAGCGGCUCCACGCCACGCUGCGACGUAACCACGGAGACCAGAUGGAGCGUGUCUGUUUCCCACGGAAGAAGCUGCGUCGGAACUUCACGGCGGAGACGAUCGCCAAGCGGAGCCGAGCGUUUGAACAGUAUCUGUCUCACUUGUGUUCACUGUCCGCACUGCGGGGGGCGCUGUGCGUCCGACAGUUCUUCUACCUGACGGACCUGCAGGCGGGACAGCUGUUCAUCAGGGUGGGACGUUACCAGGAGGCCUUGGGUCCGCUGCUCAACGCCAAGAGACUGCAACAGAAACUGGGCUGGGCAAGUUACUAUGACAACCAGGCUCAAGCCCCGCCCCCGGCCUCCUCCCAUUGGUUCUUCACCCUGGUGGGGCUGUCGAGCUGUUUCCAGGCAGUGGACCAGCUGGAGGAGGCCCGGGAUCACUGUGACCACGCGCUCCGCGUCCUGACGCCCGCUGAGACUCAAACUGACACGGAGGACGGGCCCCUCCCACCCGAAGAAAAGCCCCUCCCAUCCGAAGACAAGCCCCUCCCACCGUGCGAAAAGACUGACGUGUCGCGGCAGAGCGGCGACAGGCCACACCCCCUCCUGCUGCCGCUGUUACAGGCGGUGGUUCGGCUGUCGUGGCAGACCGGGAGAGACAAGCGUCACUGGGAGGAGCUUCUGAGACACCUGGAGGAGCAGAGGGCGGAGCUAGACAAUCAGCCAACCAUCAAAGAGUUUCUGGUCAAACACAACCUGGAGGAGAGCGAGGGGGAGGGCUAACACACACACACACACACACACACACACACGAUGCAGAGUACAAUCACUACGCUACAACACGAGAUGUUAGAGCCACUGUGUGUGGAAAUAACAUCGCAGAGAAUAUUUUGGAAAAACAAGUCAGAAUUUAACAAGAAAAGUCUGUUUUUAUAUAGUUUAAUAUUUUGUAAAUAAAUUCAUGAUAAAAUAUUUAAAAAAGGACUUUAAAUAAAGUUAGUGAUUAAUUUUAAUGUUAAGAGAAAGAAAGUCAUAAUUUUGAGUUAUAACAUUAUCAGAAAAACUAUUUGGGAAUAAAAAUAUAAUAAAAAUUAGAAAAAUAAACGUGCAAUAUUCAGAUAAACAAGUUAGACUUUGAGUUUGACUCAGAACAUUUCAACUAGUUCUCACAAUCUCUGAUAUUUCUGUGCAAACACUCCAUCGACCUGCGUCGGUCACGUGUUCAGUCGUACUUUUUAAGCCUUAAAGUCGCUCUGAUGCUUCGAUGAUCCUGAAAGAAUAAUCCGUUUCAACCAUCGUCCUUUAAAAACACCACAAUGUGUUCACAGAGUCCAAAUAGACGAGUGUAAGAGUAUCGGAGGAAUGGUUUACAGGUUUACAGCAGCGGUGUGUUCAGGUGUCUCAUCGGGAGACGUGAUUGUAUCUCAUAUCAGCAGAUACCACAGUGUUUAAUAACUUACAUAUUCUUUAAUUUAGUUAUUUGUUUAAUGAAGCAGCUUUCUGAGAACCUUUAUCUCCUGUCAGUCCCUCUGGGAAGUUGUGAUGUGGCAACUUUGACCGAUCAUUGUUUCACAACAUUGAGACAAACUCACUUCCUUGUUUCUGGUGCAAGAUGCAGACGUGUGUCACACUUUUACCCUCCGCACAGUGAGAUUAUAUUCUCACUUUUUAAUGAAUCAGACAAAACAAAAUCACAAUUUUAAUGCAAAUAAAUGGCUUUUUUUUUUUUAGGCUGCGUCAAUCCCCCCCAAAAGACUUUAUAUGGUUCAACUCACAUAUUUAACUACAGAGGUUUCUUAAAGCUGGAAUCCUGAAGCAUUUUCACUCAUAUUCGACUGAAUCAACCAAUGAGAGCGUCUGAAUCGGGAUCUAUAAUCACACUCAGUGCUAACGCUGAUUAUUCCAAGUAUUUUAAAUCCUGCAUUGUUUCCAUCCACAGUGUGACAUUAUGGGAUGUACAGACGAUAACCUCGACUGUUGAUUGCUCAGCAGUAACUCAGCAUUGUCUCCGUUCAGCUCAUCACAACAGAGAUUAAAGAUUAAUGCACAAUUCCACCUUAACUCACUGAAACCGCUCCCUGUGAACACAUCGGAUUAUUCUUAUCAGGAUUAUUUAUGAGACAUUUUACUUUGUGAUUAAGAUUUAGAUUUAGAUUUUAGAAACUAAAUUAUUUUAUUGCACUUUUUGAACCCCCCCAGUGUUUCAGUGUUUGUAUGUGUGACAUUAACAGUUAAAGAGGCAUUAAAUCACAAUCAACCGGCUGCACACGAUCAGUGAGUCCAGAGUUUAAUGGAAACCUCUGCUGCUUUCUCUCUGAUGGAUGUGCAUCCGUAGUGGAUGUGGUUACUAUGGCGACCUGUUUCCACUGGUUACAGGAGUGGAUGACGAGAUAAGGGAUGAAAAUAGAUCGGCAGGAAACAGAUUUAAUCUGAUUGAUUGAGAGUUUGAUGAACCACAAAGGAGUUAAUAACGAGGUUUUUAAAUCUGGUAGCGGUCGGUGUAUGUGUACCGCCACGGGGGUCUCGGUCCGGAGGUCUCGGUCCGGGAGGUCUCGGUCUGUUGUACUCAGUAUGGAGACUGAUGUCCGUCAUACUGUGGUGAGCACGUGUGUGUAUUUUAGGCGGUGUGGAUGGAAAGACAUCGAACACGCCAACGCCGAUUCAACAGCAACACAUCUAUACGACUCUGCCACCGACAGGGAACCGACUUCAGUCCGGUUCCGGCACUGAGUUUUAAAACCGUUUAGUGGCUUUGGACCAAGAAUACAUCAGUUCAGAACCCAAAAAACAGCAGGUUAUCCUUGGCAAUCAAAGUGGGCGUGUCCUAUUGCACCGUUACGCCUCUAAGGACAAGUGAUUAAUAAGGGACGAGAGGUCAUUAAAGAGUUUGAACACACACAUCGUCACGUUGGUGCUGCCGACCGGAGGAACCGUUCGCGUCGGUCGUCUUUAGGGAAGCUCGGAUAUUGCCCCCCCUUUAUAUUCAGCCUUACUGCGAUGCCUUCACAGCUUCUGCAUCCUGAUCACGCAGCUUUCAUUCUGUUUCCUAUAUCAAUAUAUUUAUCAGUAUGUAUGCAGCUCUUCACACCUGACAGUGACAAUGUGACCGACAGGCUACGGAGCCUCUGGAGGGUCACACAGUGGAGGACAGGUUCGCUCUGUGCUGGACUCUGACAGCAGGUCUGGACCGGGUUGGACCAGCUGUGUGUAAUUUGAGCUUCUUGGCCUCAGAUAUUAAAAUAUAUCAAUAAAUUAGAUCCGUUCUGAACAAAAUGGCUGUUUUUUACCAUCAGUGAGUUUAAUUCUGUGAUGUUUUAUGAUUUAUAUCAACCUUUUCUAUCAUUUAAUAAAUAUUAUAUUCAAACUGAACAAUGAACCCAGUGAACUCUAACUGUAAGAAGUUAAUGUAAAAUGAUUAUUUGAGCAGAUUAUUUCCUGUUCAUGGAACUUUUUAUACAAUUCUGUGUCUGUAUUCUGUAUUUUCAUCAUCUUUAACAAUCAAACAGACGUAAUAAUCUUCUGUUUAGUCGUAUUCAGUGUUUUCUUCUCCCUGAUGUUCGGCUGUUGAACCAAACACUGAGAUAUCGGCCUACUGUGUGUAUUUAUUACAUUUUCUUACAGCCUUAAAAUCAAGAAGACCUCGCGACCUCCCGGGUUGGGACCCAGUGAUUAACACCACCUUAGGGGCAACUGAACUAUAUUUGGGAUUUAUCUCCACUUUUAUUUGAUUAAAGCUUGAAGCUCAGUAAUAAUGAACCGUUUGAACUUCCACACAGCCGCUGCAGCAGCAUCUUUUUCUGUUUUUGUUGUGUUUCCACUGGAAUCAGAACUUCAGCUGGUGGAGACGCAGCCUGUCUGUCUGCCUGUCUGUCUGCCUGUCUGUCUGUCUGCCUGUCUGUCUGCCUGUCUGUCUGUCUGUGUGGACCUGCAGCCGCACUGCUUCAUAGAGCUAUAAGCAAGUAUAUUUUCAGAUAUGGAAUAAAUUUGUUACAAAUUCUGGA
This is a messenger RNA of Dicentrarchus labrax (European seabass), 4605 nucleotides long. RefSeq names its product sorting nexin family member 21 (gene snx21). Gene Ontology annotation, molecular function: phosphatidylinositol phosphate binding. Gene Ontology annotation, biological process: protein transport. Gene Ontology annotation, cellular component: early endosome membrane. The record is from RefSeq and is a predicted model, not a curated record. Bases 47 to 1387 code for a protein of 446 amino acids. The transcript has 5 exons. Lineage: Eukaryota; Metazoa; Chordata; Actinopteri; Moronidae.